AUGGAGCACCUGAAACCUCCCUCUGCUUUGAGAUUAAGCGAGGAGAGAGACAAGUCCGAGUGCUGGAGACAGUGGAAGCGCUCGUGGGACCUUUACAAGGUUGCUAGUGGACUUGAAGAAAAGUCCGAGAAGAUACAAGUCGCGACACUCUUGCACGUGUUAGGCAAAGAAUGUCAAGAAAUCUUUUCUCAAUUCACGUGGGAGAAGGAAGAGGACUCUGAUGAAAUUUCAGCAGUCGAAGAGAAGUUCAAAGCUUAUUUCGAGCCACUUUGUUCAAAGAAUUUCAAUCGUCAUUUGUUUAUCGAAAGAAAUCAAAGAGACGGCBAKUCAGUUGACGAAUACUGCGGAGCUCUCAAAGCCYUAGCAAAAAGUUGUGAUCUUGGCGACAGAGGAGAAUCRUGGAUAACUACAAAGUUAKUCUUAGGCCUCAGAGACAUAAAACUAAAAGAGCGAUUGAUGGAAAGCGACAAAAGCCUCGAAGAUACGCYAAAAGCAGCAAGAAUCGUGGAAACGAGUAGACAACAUUUGCAGUCUAUUACCAGUAAUGGCGCCAAAGCGGCGGACUCUGUUGAAGCUGUCGAGUCAGUUGGACGGCGUUAUGCAAAAGGACAGCGAAAUAAAGCUUCCAACAGCCAAAACAAAGAGAGAGAGAGACAUCUCGAAAAGCUUAAGAAAAAAGAUUCAUCUAAUAUUAACUGUGUCAACGAGCAUGAUGAUGAUGYUGUAGRAGAUUUAMGUUCAGAUGAGAGUUUUCACAUUGGAUCUCUUGAAGUCGGAGAGAAGGACUGGGUCGAGACAGUCAAUUUCGGAAAUCUACAAGUAAAUCUAAAGYUAGACAGCGGAGCUCAAUGCAACGUUAUAACAAAGAAAAUUUAUGACAAGAUUACUACUAAGCCAUUGGAACAAACGAAAGUUAAGCUCGAGAGUUACACCAAAACAUUCAUUAAGCCCCUGGGACAGUGCACAUUAAUUGGAGUAAAUAGAGGAAACAAACACAGCCUGUCUUUCCAAGUUGUUGAUGGAAACUACACACCUAUCUUAGGAAGAGCAAGCUGUGAAGAAAUGGGACUAAUUCAGCGUGUGAACUGUGUGAACACUGAAGCACUCAUGAAGGAUUACUCAGAUGUUUAUUCUGGUCUAGGAUGUUUACCUGGAGAGUACCAUAUAACAAUUGAUCCUAGUAUAACUCCUGUUGUACACCCUCCUCGCAGGAUAGCUCAUUCCAGACGUGACAAACUGAAGCACGAACUAGACUGCAUGGUCAGAUUAAACAUAAUCGAGAAGGUACCAUUGAACGAGCCAGCGGAUUGGGUGAACAGUACCGUUGUUGUCGAAAAGCCAAAUGGAUCCGUAAGAGUAUGCAUAGACCCCAAGGAUUUGAAUGUUGCCAUCAAACGUGAACAUUAUCCACUACCCACAGUGGAAGAAAUAGCUGCAAGAUGUACUGGAGCCAAACUCUUUACAACGCUCGACGCAGAACAGGCAUUUUAUCAGAUAAAGCUCGAUGAAGAGAGCAGAAAGCUCUUGACAUUUAACACUCCCUUUGGAAGAUUUCGUUACUUGAGAAUGCCGAUGGGAAUCAAAUCAGCACCUGAAGUAUAUCAACAGAGAAUGGAACUGGUCUUYGAAGGACUAGACGGUGUGGAAGUCAUGAUGGAUGAUAUUCUUGUUCACGGUAGGAACGAAGAAGAACAUGACAUAAGACUACAAGCUGCACUACAGCGUGCAAGACAAAACAACUUGAAA
Messenger RNA from Exaiptasia diaphana, 1746 nucleotides. RefSeq lists its product as uncharacterized. The transcript is spliced from 2 exons. NCBI's taxonomy places the organism in Eukaryota, Metazoa, Cnidaria, Anthozoa, Actiniaria, Aiptasiidae. The annotation marks the transcript as partial. The record is from RefSeq and is a predicted model, not a curated record.